AUGGCUUCCAGGGGUGGUGGAUCCAUAGGCCGAGGUGCAGGCAGGGCUCAGAGCAGCGCACCGGGAUCUCCAUCACGACCUUUGCAGGGGCGAGUAGGGGAUGGACCGGGUGGAGCCGGCGCGAUCUUCGUUGGGGGGUUGCUUACUGUACCGGCGCCGAGCUCUCGUCGCUCUUUCCGUUACGACGGCCCUCGGCCCCCUCCUUCGAGGCAGACGCCGACGCAGCCGGAGAGCGGCAGUGAGGAGAAGGAUGAGGAGGAGGAUGGUGAGGGCGAGAAGGAGGAGGACACUGAGGGGAGCGGGGAUGACAGCGAGGCGGCGUGGGACCCAGAUACGCAUGGCGGUGGGGAGGGGGGAGAUGAUGAUGAUGAAGACCACGAGAUGGAUGGGUUGGAGCCAGAGGGGCGGGAGGAGGAGGUGGGAGAGGGUGGUGGAAGGGCGGCGACAGAGGCGGGAUCACAGCAUGUGCGUGAAGGGGGAGGGAGCGUGGGGGUUAAGGUGGGGGGGGGAAAGGCCGUGACAAUUAGGGAGCCGAGGCAGAGGAAGAAAGCGAACAAGUUGAGAGAGCGAGCGUAUCCCUGCACGUUCACUGGGGAGCCCUUGGGCGAGGGUGUGAUCGCUCCCGAGUUCCUAGACGAGGACGGAGGGUCCGAGAGUAGUAAGGGGACCGGCAAGGGGGAGACGUUUCCCCGAGGGGGCUACAAGGGAGUGCCGGAUGGCUACGUCUAUCAGUGGCCACAUGCCAAGACUUGGCCGCAGCUCGCCAAGGGGAAAGCGAUGGCGACUGGUGGAGGUGAUGGGUCAGGAGGGAUCGAGCGGUGGAUGACAACCAAACUAACCUCGGUGCAGCUACGACAGGCGAUCACGAAGCUGGUGGUCAGCUGCGACCUCCCCUUCCGCAUCGUCGAGGCCGAGGCUACGGUUUCCCGCGACACAGUGGUCUAUGCGGCUGCCGCUCUUCAGUCAGCCAUCGCGGAGAUGCUGGCGAAGGAGGGGGAGCUGGGGUGCAGGGUGUCGUUCACCAUCGACAUGUGGACGUCGCCCAACAACAGGGCGUGGCUAGUGGUAACGGGUCACUGGAUCGACGAGAAUUACCAGCUGCGCACAAUGGUGUUUGAAUUCCGCGAGAUUCACGGGCGUCACACGGGCAAGCAGAUGGCGAGGGUGGUUGAGGAGACGGUGGUGCAGUGGGGGUUGGAGACGCGUUGUCUUGGGUUCACCUCUGACAACGCCUCCAGCAACACUGCCGCUUUCAGGUGGAUGUCGGAGGAGGGUGUGAAGUAA
Closterium sp. NIES-65 is the source of this 1284-nucleotide messenger RNA. The record is from the annotation of a GenBank genome assembly. NCBI's taxonomy places the organism in Eukaryota, Viridiplantae, Streptophyta, Zygnematophyceae, Desmidiales, Closteriaceae.